AUGAACCAAGAUGUAAAGGUCGAAGACGUUCCCACCGAGCCUUACGACACCCCUUCAGCCACCACUCCUAAGACCAAAGGUAAUGCUGCAAGUAAGGAUCCGAAUGCUUCUAGCAAAAGACGCUGUGUAAGCACAGCCUGUAUAGCAUGUCGCAGACGGAAGAGCAAGUGUGACGGCAAUCUGCCAAAAUGUGCCGCCUGCGCCAGUGUCUAUCUUACAGAAUGCGAAUAUGCACCUCAUACCGAUCAUCGUCGCAAGGGCGUCUACAAGAAGGAAGCGGACAGCCUCAAGUCCAAAACGUCCACCCUGCAGACAUUGAUCCACGCAUUGCUAAACUACGAAGAAGAUGACGCAGUCGACUUGCUGAAGCAGAUGCGCACCGCAGACAAUCUUGAAGAGCUUGUACAAAUGGUCGACGCAAGGAACAAGGGAACCGAGCAGGACAUACCCGAUUCUCCAGUCUAUAGAGAUGAACCAGCUGAACUACCCAAGUUCGACGCCGAACUGUCGGGCAAGAUGGGUGAUCUGCUGUUAGAUGGCUCGGUAAAGUUCAUUGGCGGUACUUCCAACCUUGUCUGGCUGGAUGACAUGGAUAAUAAUGCCCCUUCGCCAGGACCUAGUGAAAGAAAUGUUGUUCACCCACGUGAAGAUGCACUUCUAAGCUGGACUGCUGUACACCAUGAUAAAGACCUGAUCUUGCAUUUUCUGAACAUGUAUUUCUGCUGGCAUUACCCUUAUUUCACCACACUAUCCAAAGAACUCUUCUACCGAGAUUUCCUAACAGGUACCUCAUCUCAGUAUUGUUCCGCUAUUCUGGUAAACGCCAUGUUGGCACUUGGUUGCCACUUCUCAUCGAAACCUGCAGCUCGAGCUGAUCCGGAGGACUCGGGGACAACUGGUGAUCAUUAUUUCGCCGAGGCAAAACGCUUGCUGUAUGAGAAUGAGGAGUUCGCCAACACUAAAUUAUGCACUGUUCAGGCUCUAGCGAUAAUGUCAGUCCGCGAAGCAGGAUGUGGUAGAGAAAGUAAAGGUUGGGUAUAUAGUGGCAUGAGCUUUCGAAUGGCCUCUGAUCUCGGCUUGAACGUGGAUGCACCAGCAAUGAACGACAAUUCAAAAUUGUCAGAUGAAGACAUUGACGCUCGGAGGAUCACGUUCUGGGGCUGUUUCCUCUUUGACAAAUGUUGGUCCAAUUACCUUGGUCGACAACCUCAGCUACAGCUCGCCCACACAAACACAAAAAAGUACGAAGUAUUUCCUUCCGAAGACUCCGAACUAUGGUCGCCAUAUACUGACGCUGGCAUCGUUCAAGCCAAUGCACAGCCUGCGAGGACAAGAGCUGUCGCGUUGCAGAUAUUGAAGUUGGCAGAAAUAUCUUCCGAUCUGCUGGUAUCUUUCUACCAACCUGGUCUUCUCGAAAAACCUUUGACGAAACAAGCUGAGCUGAAGAAGCUGACUGAUAUUCAUACUCGGCUCGAAGCCUGGAAACGUGAUUUACCUGUGGAAUUCGAGCCGAAGGAUGGCCAACUUCCGCCUGUUCUAUUGAUGCAUAUGUUCUUCCAACUAUUGUACAUACACUUGUAUCGACCCUUCUUACGCUUCACAAAGGCUACCUCUCCUUUACCUGUACACAUUUCUCCACGAAAGUUUUGUACUCAAGCAGCCAGUGCGAUCUCAAAACUUCUCAGACUUUAUAAGAGGACUCAUGGUCUGCGGCAGAUCAUUAACAAGGUCGUCUACAUAGCUCACUCGGCUUGCACGAUACAUCUUCUGAAUUUGCCAGACAAGAAUGCAAAGAGAGACAUAGUGCAUGGUCUCAAGCAGCUUGAGGAGAUGGGUGAAUGCUGGACAGCAGCACGUCGCACUCUGCGCAUACUACAUCUAUGUGCUGAACGUUGGCGUAUUGUUCUUCCAGAAGAGGCUCAGGCAAGUUUUGCUCGAGCACAAGUGCGCUGGGGGUCCGUCGAAUCGACUGCAGGACCGGUGUCACCAGACACUCUCGCAAACAUGACUCAGCAAAUUACAGCUCGCCCUGUGCCAGAUUUGAUGGCCCAAAAUAUCCAGCAACAGCAACCCCCACAGCUACCAACUACGGUAACUGCACAUCAUUUCACGACAGAACAGAUGGCAGGUUUAACUGCAUAUAUGGCACCCUCUCCAGCCGAAACAAUAGAUACACGACGCUCGUCUGGUAACUACUCACUGCCGCCUCAUUCUGCUGCUGAUCUGACCAGAAAUUCAGGACGUAUCAGACAAAGCACACAACUUACCAAAGAGCAACAAGAUGCAUGGAACGCUCUGCAAGCACGUAUGAGCGUGCCGUCACAACAGCAGGCAGCUAGACAGGCAGCUACAGGUGCAAACGCUAGCGCUCAAAGUUUAUUUGGUGGUGUUGAAAGCCUGAUCGGUGAAAGUCAAGAGUGGUGGUACAAUGAUCAGAAUCAAUUAGCCCAAGGAUUUGUUAACUGGACAGCUCCAGACCCAGACUGGGCUCAUAUGAAUGGCAUGGACGUUGGGAUGGUCGACAAUAUGAACAGCUUAUCAUCUUUGCCAAACGUUGCUGCAAACGGACUAUUUGCACAUCAAUCGAGCACUUUGAGCAAUGGGUACCAGGCUCUGAUCAACCAAGCAAGCCAGCAACGAGACGAAGACCAUGGUACUUUGAGCGAGGUCAAUGGUCACUAUCAGCAGCAGCGACAACAGCACAAUUUAUACCAGACGGCACAGUUGAAAAGGCAACUAAAUUGGGCGGAUGAGAACUUGUACUCUUGA
This is a messenger RNA of Lithohypha guttulata, 2769 nucleotides long. RefSeq lists its product as uncharacterized. The record is from RefSeq and is a predicted model, not a curated record. Gene Ontology annotation, biological process: DNA-templated transcription; regulation of DNA-templated transcription. Lineage: Eukaryota; Fungi; Ascomycota; Eurotiomycetes; Chaetothyriales; Trichomeriaceae. Gene Ontology annotation, molecular function: zinc ion binding; DNA binding; DNA-binding transcription factor activity, RNA polymerase II-specific. The transcript has 2 exons. The coding region runs from base 1 to 2769 and encodes 922 amino acids.